AUGGAGCAAGAGCUCCUCACUCUCCUUGCAGACACCCAGUCGCCGGCCGCUGAUACCAGAAAGGCCGCCGAGCUUCACCUCCUGCGCCUCUACUCCAACGAGAACUUCCCUCUCUCCCUCGCCGCCAUUGCUUCUCAUGACUCCGUCCCGACCAAUCUCCGCCAGUCCGCCCUCUCUGUCCUACGUACCUUCAUCGCCACCGCUUGGUCCCCGCAGCUAGAUGAGUUCAAGGGCCAGAUCCUUAUCAGUGACGCCAACAAGACCAGCAUCCGUCAGGCCCUGCUCCAGCUCGCCACUACCGCCGAAAUCCCAGAGCGCAAGGUCAAGUCCUCUGCCAGUUUUGCCGUCAGCAAGGUUGCCAGCGCCGACUUCCCUGAAAGCUGGCCGGAGCUCCUCCCCACGCUGCUUCACAUCAUCAAUGACUCCGCCAGCUCAGCCAGCGCCGUCCAUGGCGCAUUGAAGGUUCUCCUGGAUCUGGUCGAUACUGGCUUCAAUGAGGAUCAGUUCUUCAAGGUUGCCCGCGAUCUCGUCGCUACCCUCUUUACCGUGGCCACUAGCGAAUCCAGAAAACCCAUGCUGAGGGCCUUGGCCGUUUCCGUGUUUCGAUCAUGCUUUGAUACCCUGGAGAUGGUGCUGGAGCAACAUAAAGUGGCCGUCAAAGAGUUUAUGGAUGAGGUGCUCGGGGCCUGGUCUCCAUUUUUCAUCGCGACUCUAGAGGCGCCUUUGCCCCAAGCUCCCAGUGAAGCAGAGGAAUCCAAGGAGAGUGAAAUCCCCUCCCAAUGGCGUGGAGUUAUUGGGUUGAAGUUGCAGGUGGUCAAGACCCUUAUGAAGAUUCGAAUGGUUUUCCCCGGCCUUUUGACUGCUCAAAGCCCCGCUUACUUCACCUCCAUCUGGACCGAACUCUCCAACAUCCAGCAUGCUUACCAUGAAUUCUACAUCCAUGACGAAAGACAAGGCCGUAUGGAGGAUGUUGACGGACUUCCUUACACUCUCGACUUUUUGGUUUUGGAGGAGUUGGACUUGAUACAGGCUCUCCUGAAAGCCCCCCCUGUCAAGGCCGAGCUCCAGCAACAGCUGCAGAAUGCCGGACCGGCUGCUACAACCUCCAGCUGGCUGCCCGAAAUCAUGAAGCUCGCUGGCUCCUACUCUCAGAUUACCACAGAUGAAGAAGGCUUGUGGGAUAUCGAUGUCAACCUGUUCCUCUCGGAGGAAACUUCGGUCACGGCCAACUAUACCCCGCGAACAUGCAGCGGAGACUUGGUGAUCAAAACGGGCGAGUGGCUUAAGAAGACAGCGGUGGAAGCCCUGCUUGCCUACAUGAAUACCCUUUUUUCUGAUGCUUCUUCUUCAUGGAAAUCUCGCGAAGCUGCCAUGUACGUUCUUAACCAGCUUUUCCGCGAUUUUAGCGAAGUCGCUCAGCAAAUCUCGCCCGAUCUGGCCAAUGGCUUCAACAACUUUAUUCAGUUCUCCAUCCAGCAGGAGCAUGAAUUCUUGCGGGCCCGUGGUUACCUUGUGGCAUCCAUUUUGGCUCAGGUCACUGGGGACGCCUUUAACCCCACUUCUAUCUCUUACCUUCAAGCUACUCUCAAGGCAAUUGCUGAGGAUCCCUCUGAAGUGGUCAAGGUGUCUUGCAUUCGAGCUUUGCAAGAUUUCCUUCCGUCGCUGCCCCCCAGUGUCACCGUUCCUCUCCAAGAACCCAUCAUUUCGGCCAUAACCGAGUUUGUCGCCUCGCACGACAUCAGUGAACAAUCCGAAAGUGAUGACCUCAAGGUCACUUUGGCGGAGACGCUCCGUGAUACCAUCAUGGUCAACCCCAACGUAGUUUUGUCGUCGAUGGCCAUCGAUGUACUAUUCAACAUUGCCAGCAAUGGAGCUACUAAUUUCCAGUUGACUAUGAUCGUCACGGAGGCGUUCGAGGAUAUUGUGGAUCAAAUCGCCGAUCAGGGCCCCGAUGCCUUUGUCAAGGUCUGUGAAAAGGUGUUGCCUUCUCUGAUGGGAGCCAUCGACGUCGGAAAUAUGUUACAGGAGAACUCUCUGACUAUUUUUGCGGCGGAUCUUCUCCGUGCUCUCGCGGAACGGGGUCUCGAUCCUUUGCCCACUGGUUUUGUCGAAACUGUCAUGCCCAAGCUGAACCGACUUUUGCUGGAAUCGACUGACGGUGAGUUGAUUCGUCCAGCCACGGAAGCCGUCCGACACAUUCUCUCGCAUGACUUCAAUCAGUUUGUGGCCUGGCGGGAUCCGCAGAGUGGAAAGGAAGCGAUCGAGGUCGCUCUAGUGAUUAUCGAUCGAUUGUUGGGACCAUCGGUCGACGACAACGCAGCCACUGAGGUUGGACAACUAGCUGCGGAGCUAGUGGAGAAGGCCGGAUCGGAGAGGCUUGGACCCUAUCUGCCCCAACUUCUGCGUGCUGUGGCCCAGCGAUUGGGCAGCGCCCAACAAGCGCAGUUUAUCCAGAGUUUGAUUCUCGUCUUUGCGCGACUCACUCUCAUCAGCCCGCGUGAGGUGGUAGAUUUCCUGGUACAGGUCGACAUUGGUGGACAGAGUGGACUGCCAGUAGUGAUGAGCAAAUGGCUCGAGAACUCUGUCAACUUUGCCGGAUAUGACGAGAUCAAGCAGAACAUCAUUGCCCUCGCCAAGCUUUACCAGCUUGAAGAUCCCCGCCUGGCUCAGGUGCAGGUCAAGGGCGAUCUCAUCAUUCACGACACCGGUCGCAUCAAGACGCGGUCGCAAGCUCGUGCAAACCCAGACCAGUACACGACGGUGUCGGCCCCAUUGAAGAUCGUCAAGGUACUGGUUGAGGAGCUGGCUGCCGCCUCGGGGAGCAAGGAGAUUGAUGCGGCCACAGCCGCGGCUCUGGAGGAAGAAGAUAGCGACGACGAUGACUGGGAGGAUCUUCCUAGCAACACACUAGACCUGAGCCUGGGUGUGACGAAGCAGGAACUCAUGGCAUUUGGCGAAGGAGGCACAGAGGGGGUGUUUGGAGUGCGUAAGCGCGACGAUGAAACACAGGGCUUUCUUGAGGAAUUUUUCCGGCACGCAUCGACCAAGCCCGAAUUCCAGGAACUUUUUGCAGCCCUGACUCCGGACGAACAAGAGAAGCUUCGGAGUUUGGGAUGA
Aspergillus wentii DTO 134E9 is the source of this 3117-nucleotide messenger RNA. RefSeq names its product putative importin beta-5 subunit. Gene Ontology annotation, biological process: protein import into nucleus. Bases 1 to 3117 code for a protein of 1038 amino acids. Gene Ontology annotation, cellular component: nuclear envelope; cytosol. Gene Ontology annotation, molecular function: small GTPase binding. The record is from RefSeq and is a predicted model, not a curated record. NCBI's taxonomy places the organism in Eukaryota, Fungi, Ascomycota, Eurotiomycetes, Eurotiales, Aspergillaceae. The transcript is spliced from 3 exons.